This is a messenger RNA of Eupeodes corollae, 756 nucleotides long. Its product is annotated as craniofacial development protein 2-like. The transcript has a single exon. The record is from RefSeq and is a predicted model, not a curated record. The coding region runs from base 1 to 756 and encodes 251 amino acids. Lineage: Eukaryota; Metazoa; Arthropoda; Insecta; Diptera; Syrphidae.
AUGAGAGAGAUACCAGCCUCGGAUAAUGAACCCCCUCUUAUGGUAAUCAGACUCGGAACGACAACGGACUACGCAUUGAGAUUUUGUACCUGGAAUGUAAUGCUCUAUACUCCAGGUGCAACUCAGAAACUUGAAUCUGUCCAUAUAUUUUUAUAUUGCAUAUAUUUGGAUGCGGAUACGUCGUGGGAAAUCGGCUUAGAUCGAACGUCAUGGAUUUCAAAACAAUACAUCAAUGCCACAUUACAGAAAAUCAGUAUAAUAUGUGCACACGCCCCUACCGAUGAUGCUGAGGAGUCUAACAAGGAGGAUUUCUACGACCUCCUGAAUAGAGCCCACGGAGCCUGUCCAGAGUACGAAGUCAAAAUCGUACUAGGAGACUUCAAUGCAAAAAUCGGGAAGGAAGACAUCUUUGGCGGAUUAGUUGGAAAGCAGAGCCUCCACGAAGAAACAACAGAUAACGGCUUUCGACUAAUUGACUUUGCUGCAGCUCGUAAUACGGUGAUAAGUAGCACUAGGUUUCCAAGACGGAAGAUCUACACAGCAACCUGGCGAUCUCCGGAUGGUCGAACCACCAACGAAAUCGACCAUGUGCUAAUCGGCACAAGGCAAGCAUCCAACAUCCUGAACGUGCGCACUUUCCGAGGAGCAAAUGUCAACUCUGACCACUUUCUGGUAGUUCUAAGUUCAGAGCUCGAAUAUCAAACGAAAAAAAACACGUGCGGCCCAAAGAAAGAAGUUCAACAUCGGUUGCCUUAG